AUGGCGCCGACAUCCUAUCCCAUGGCCUUGGCCGUCUUAGUCCCGCUUCCCUUUGACAUAAUUUCUACUAUCCUGCGCUUCUGGAUACGGACAAAGAGGAAGGCGUGGGGUCCCGAUGACUGGGCCAUGUUGAUCAACAUUCCCUUUUGGAGUGUAAGCACAAUUGCCACCAUAGGCAUGGCAUGGAGUGGUAUUGGACAAUAUGAUGCCACCCUUACAGAGUCUCAAUAUAUGAACUCUCUGCGGUGGUUCUACGUCUUCCAGGAACCAUGGUGUUUUACCCUCGUCACAAUCAAGUGCAGUAUCGGAUUUGCUCUGAUUCGAAUUGCAAGCGGCAAGAAAUGGAUCGAAUAUGUCAUCUACAUUAGCAUGCUUUUGUGCUUCAUCGUUAUGGGUGGAACAGGCAUAUACCUGUUCUUCCAGUGCAUGCCAGUACAGAAGAACUGGGACACAAAAGUCGAAGGCUACUGCCGCGAGCGCAGCACGCAGACCAUCCUCUCCUACGCCGUAGCCGUAGUAUCCAUCUCCACAGACUGGAUCUUCGCCACACUCCCCAUCUUCCUCCUCUGGGACGUUCAACUCGACUGGCGCGUAAAGGGUGGUGUAAUGGCCAUGUUGGGUCUCGGAAUCUUCGCCUCUAUCGCCCCUAUCGUCCGCCUAAAAUACCUCAUCGGGCUCAACGACGCCUCGCGCCUCCUCCAGAACCUGGGCGCAAUCCUCGCCUGGGCCACCGCCGAAAUGAACGUCGGCAUGUUCGUCGCCAACCUACCCGCCUGCCAUCCCCUCCUCAAACACGCCAUCGCGCGCUUCUCCACCUGGUCCGGCAGUAACUCGCGCUCCUACGCCUCCGGCAUCUUCGGCUCUAAAAAGCCACACCCGGGUGGCCCCUCCGCCAGCAACGCCAUCGAUUCCAAAAACAAGUGGCUUGAACUCGACGACCAGCAGCAACAGCAGCGUCCGGAGUCAAGUCGCACGCGGAAUUAUCUCAAUGGGAAGAGUAAAGGGACGGGGGUUGAGACGAAGAUAUAUGGGGAUUUAGAGGAUUAUGGGAGUGAGGAGAGUUUGGAUGCGAGGGAUGAUGGGAGUCAGAAGAGGAUUGUGAAGAAGGCGAGCUUGGAUGGGUUGCAGGUUAAUGUGCAAAAGGACUUUCGGGUUGAGAUUAGUGAGAGGUUUGAUGGGAGUGGGAGGGGGAGGAGCAGGAAAGAGGACUUGGAUAAGAUACAGGCGGAUAGGGUAUAA
Messenger RNA from Bipolaris victoriae FI3, 1239 nucleotides. RefSeq lists its product as hypothetical. The record is from RefSeq and is a predicted model, not a curated record. NCBI's taxonomy places the organism in Eukaryota, Fungi, Ascomycota, Dothideomycetes, Pleosporales, Pleosporaceae. The transcript has 5 exons. The coding region runs from base 1 to 1239 and encodes 412 amino acids.